Molecule: messenger RNA, 1398 nt
Organism: Microsporum canis CBS 113480
Lineage: Eukaryota; Fungi; Ascomycota; Eurotiomycetes; Onygenales; Arthrodermataceae
Exons: 3
Coding region: 1-1398 (465 amino acids)
Source: RefSeq, a predicted model, not a curated record
AUGCCUCCUAGCUACUACCCCCUUUCGGACAUCCUAGCAGUCGCUAGGGUGCAUCCAUUCUAUUCAGAUGCGGAGUACCCCCCAACCCCCGAAAGCCUUGUCAAGGUCCUGGAGGCUAAGAAUAAAGACGAGAGUGUCGAACUGAGGUCAUUCCCAGUAAUACGUAAAGAUGCGAUGUACAAGUCGAUUGGAAGGCUGUCGAAGGAUUUAAGCCCCAACAAUGGGUAUCGCAUAUUCACCUAUAUUAGUAUCACUGGUGGGGGCUCAGGGGGCACUCCUAUGGCCUUUGCCACCGAUGCCAUCGAGAAUCGAAAGCAACGUGCUGUGACAGGAUCGUUUGUGCGAGCCUGUGGGCUAGUUGGGCCAGGAGACUGGGUCCUCAGUUUGCAUAUAUCUGGUGACUUCUAUAGGGCACUUGAUUUGUGCACUGAGAUACUAGAAUGUGCAGGUGCUUCUGUCCUAUGCGGUGGCCACUCAAUGCCAUAUCCUGAAGCCGUCCAAGCAGUGGUUGAAUACAAGGUGAACGUGGUGAUAGGAGACGGGAGCCAGUUGCUUCAACUUGCACUCUAUGUCUCCUCACUCCCACAUGAGAAACGGGAACCAAUCAAGCUCACCAAAGCCAUAUACACAUCUGAGCAGCUAGUAGGAUCCCAGCGAGCAUUCUUCCUAUCCGUUUUCAAGGGAAUCCAGCUCUGCUCGAUACUGGGAAGUGCAGAGGCAGGGCCCUGGGCGGUUGGGAACUCAGAUAUCACUGGGAACGCGGAGCAUGAUUAUGCUGAUUUCAUCUACGAUACUCGCUCGAUGAUUAUCGAAAUUUUCCCCUUAUCACUAGAAGAACCUGAAUCAGAUGUUAAAACCCGUGCUGGCCAAGAGGACCCUCUUCCCGAAGGAGAGAAGGGAAUCAUAGUGCAGACAUCUUUACAGCGUCUUCGGAACCCUCUGCUCCGAUAUGUAACCGGGGACGUUGGCUCCCUCCACCCUCUUCCUGAGAAGGCUCUAUCUGUGAUCCCAGCGGAAGAGGCAAAGUAUAUGAAGAUACUCCGACUGUAUGGCCGCGACCGAAGAUUUAGCUUCAAGUGGUUUGCCGUGUAUUUUGAGAUGGAUAAGGUUGAAGCUUUGAUGCGAACUGAAAGAUUUGGUGUGUUGCAGUGGCAGAUUAUUCUCAGCCACCCGGGAGGGUCACCUGAAGUUGCAUUAGAGAUGCGAAUAUUGAGGUCUAGCGAGAGCGAUAAUUUGAUCUCUGUGGAGGAUAUGAGGUCAGAACUGGAGAAAUUUUUCGGUUUCUUGCCAAUCAACGAACACUUGUUGCAUUUCAAUUUUAUCCAGACCUAUCUGGACUUCGAGCGCAGCAAAACAGGCAAUAAGGUGAUUAAAUUUAUUGAUAGAACGAAGAGCUGA